Bacidia gigantensis is the source of this 2001-nucleotide messenger RNA. RefSeq lists its product as uncharacterized. The record is from RefSeq and is a predicted model, not a curated record. The transcript is spliced from 2 exons. The coding region runs from base 1 to 2001 and encodes 666 amino acids. Lineage: Eukaryota; Fungi; Ascomycota; Lecanoromycetes; Lecanorales; Ramalinaceae.
AUGUCCUUUAAUCAGCCCAAUCUGGGCCAACUUCAAAUCAUCAGCGCCACAUUCGGCGGCCAGGACAUCACCACCGCCGCGCGCAACACUCUCCUCAAAGCAUUGACCUUGAACCCGUCGCUGCAAAUAUGGUCUUUUCAACUCGCUGGCCGUUCGUUCGGGGAGGAUCCAGAUCCCAACGUCUUGAAGUGUCUGACCCUUGUCUAUCGCAACAGCAUUCCUGCUUCGACGGACUGGAGCGCACCGAAAAGUAUCACCAAACAAGAAGGGGCAUCGGUAAACAUCCCCUUCGAUGGGAAGAAUGAUGUUGCCUGGUCGCCGCCCUCCACCUUCGACCUGCCAGCGAACGGGCUGCUGAUCAUCGCUGCUUACUGGUGGACGGGCGACGUUACCGAGCUAUUGAAAGCGAAGUUUGCUGCAAUGCAAGCGACGGCCAAUAAGCCGACGAUCUUGCAGAUUGGAACGGACCUCUUAGGCACUGCUCCCACCUUGCCAACAGACGUGAGAACAAAGAGAACAUUUUCAGUGACCUAUGGGCUAGCCACCAGUGUUGGGUUCAAGUUCGGCGUCGCGGUCGGCAAUCCACCACAAGAUGACACGCCUGAUUGGCCUGUUCAGCUUCCGUUUGCUUUUCCGCCGGCACAGACACCGAUGUAUACUUACCAAGGCGUCUUUAUAAACCUCAAAAACGCAAGUACUGACGACAAAUACUUGUAUCCCAAGGUCGUCGCUCUGGAUGGUUCCCCCUAUGGGAUGGCCUUGAUCACGGAUAUGAGAUUGCACCAGCUGGCUGCUGAAGUCGAUCUAGGGCAAGAUGUCGACUUAGCCUUGGUAGAGCGUGCAGGUUGCAUUGAAGGGGAUCGAUACUACGUAGGCUUUACAGCCCGUACUGCAGCAGCCCCCAACGGAACGAUCGCAGGGGAUUCAUGGCUCGUUGACACCAGGAUCCAAGCGAGUACGGCAGCUACCAAGAUGAUUAUAAGCGUGACUUGGUCAACAGAUACCAACGGCGUACCCAGUGUCGAGUGGUCAGGCUUGACGCCACGUUCGAUGAACUUCACCAACGCUGAUCUCCGCCUCAACAUCUACGCCUGCGUCUUCGGGGGUGUCGACUGCACCCAGUGGUUUCGCCAGCAAUACGUAACCAGCGUGCUCCAAACCCCUCCCACCAACGCCAUCAACCAAUACGUCUUCACGCCCACGACCUCGUUCUUCGGGGGAGAUCCCCAACCCAACAUCCGCAAAGUCUGCAUCAUCAUCUACCGACUCGCCUACGCCGUCAGCUCCACCAACGGCAUUAUAACCAACCCCUCCGACCCGCCCAUCACCGACCCAAAAUGGCAGGACGGCUCUUCGCUCCAACCGUUCCACACCGCCACCUACCCGAUCCUCAAAAACAUCUCCGACUUCCGCACCGCCGCGCAAACCGAAGACGUCCCUCUACCCAUUGAUCUGCUCAGCAUCGACCAAACCCCCAUCGUCUUCCCCAUGAGCAACUACCCCUUCAUCGCCGCCGCCCUCUGGCAAGACACCCCGAUCACCGAGCGCGUAAAAGCCCUGAUGGAACCCUACCCGCCCCUCCCCACAACCACGGACCUCACCUUCCUUGUCAGCGCCGCCUCCGAGGCUCUCCACAUGGACGAACCCUGGCCCGAUACGCCGAAACAGACAGUCGUGCUGUACGGCCUCAAGACCCCCGCCACUUCUCCCCCCGGCCUCUACACCUACGCCCUGAAAAUCUCCUUCAACAACCCUAACGCGCCGUACACUUUCACAAUGCCGAUUACGCUGGAUGCGCUGCCCCUGAAUACUGCGUGGCCCGCCCCAACGAUGGGGAGCUCUGCGCGGAGGGAGCCGACGUAUCGAUACGUCACCUUCUUUAAUAACACGGAUAAUGUGAUGGCAGGGGAGGCGGUGCAGGCCGUCGAUCUGUGGCCGCAGGUCUGCAAGCAGGAUAGUGCCACGUGGGAUGCGUGGGAGAGGGGGAAGGGGAAGGGAUGA